AUGUCCUAUAUGCAGCAAGAGAGUAUGGGCAGUGUGAAUAAAAACCCAGUUGAGCAGUUGGAAAUCCAGCCUGCAGGCAGCGGCAGCCAAGCCAAAGUCGAACCUGUGGUCGAUUACGACGAAAAUACAUCGGGCGAUUCAGAGAAGGAGCCUACAGAAGAAGAAUGCUAUUCUCUCAGACGCGUUGCGGGACCUUUGCCGUGGUCUGCGUUUCUAGUUGCUCUGGUUGAAUUGUGUGAAAGGUUCGCAUACUACGGAAUCACAGGACCUUUUCAGAACUACGUUGAAAACCCCUACAAACCCGGUAGCCCAACUCCGGGUGCGAUUGGACUUGGCCAAUCCGGUGCAACUGGAUUGACAAGCUUCUUUCAGUUUUGGUGCUAUGUCACUCCUACCCUUGGUGGCAUUGUGGCCGACCAAUAUCUGGGGAAAUACAAUACCAUCCUUCUGUCUUCCAUAGUAUAUAUUGUGGGCUUGGUGGUUUUGUGCUGCACAUCUUUACCUGUGGCUAUCACACAUAAUGCAGCGCUCGGUGGCCUUGUGGCUGCCAUGAUUAUCAUUGGUCUUGGGACCGGUGGAAUCAAAGCCAACAUUUCUCCUUUAAUCGCAGAACAAAUCCAGUUCAAAAAAUUAUUCGUGAAAAAAUUGAAGUCUGGGGAGCGUGUUAUUGUGGAUCCUGCUCGGACUAUUGAACGAGUGUAUAUGAUAUUUUAUUUAUGUAUUAACAUUGGAUCUCUCUCACCUAUUGCGACCACAUCAUUAGAGAAACAUAUUGGUUUUUGGGCUGCGUAUCUACUACCAGCAGGCGUAUUCCUUAUUUCAUUUACCGUCGCCGUUCUUGGGAGAUCGCAGUAUGUUGUGCGUCCGCCAAAGGGAUCAGUUAUUCCACAAGCACUCAGAAUUAUAUGGAUUGGUAUAAAGAACAAAGGCAACCUCGAUGCAGCAAAGCCUUCCUAUAGAGCCAUUGUUGGAGGUAGAAUAUCCCCUGUUCCCUGGGAUGAUCAUUUUGUGGACGAAAUAAAACGGACGCUUGUCGCCUGCAAAGUUUUUGUGUAUUUUCCUAUUUACUGGGUCUGUUAUCAGCAGAUGUUGACCAAUUUCAUAUCCCAAGCGGGUACUAUGGAGCUUCAUGGUAUUCCAAAUGAUAUUAUGCAGAAUAUUGACCCGUUGACCAUCAUUAUUUUUAUUCCAAUUUGCGACAGGUUGCUAUAUCCUUUUCUGCGAAAAAUGGGAAUUCCUUUCAAACCAGUUACCCGUAUUGCAACUGGCUUCAUAUUGGCGUCACUUUCUAUGGCGUAUGCUGCGAUUGUACAACAUCUGAUCUACCAGUCACCGCCAUGUUAUCAGUUCCCCAAAAAGUGUCCGGCCAGCAAGGAUGGCAAACAAGGAAACCAUAUCCAUGUGGCAAUACAGACUCCAGCUUAUCUUUUCAUUGGAUUGUCUGAAAUAUUUGCCAGUAUUACCGGAAUUGAAUAUGCCUUUACCAAGGCACCCGCCUCGAUGAAAUCCUUUGUCACUGCGGUAUUUUUGUUGACAAGCGCUUUCGGCGCUGCGCUUGGUAUCGCAAUAUCGCCAACAGCUAAGCAUCCUAAGCUUGUUUGGAUGUAUACUGGUUUAUCAGUUGCCUCUGCAAUUGCCGGUGUCAUAUUCUGGUUGUUGUACCACCGGUACAAUGAAACAGAAGAGGAAAUGAACUCUCUUGAGGUUGAGCAGAGAGAUGAUGAAAAACCAGUAGCCGCGAACCAAAUAGGGAUUAGUGGCCGCCGUGACGAUUAUUCCUAA
Ophidiomyces ophidiicola is the source of this 1782-nucleotide messenger RNA. RefSeq names its product peptide transporter ptr2. Lineage: Eukaryota; Fungi; Ascomycota; Eurotiomycetes; Onygenales; Onygenaceae. Gene Ontology annotation, cellular component: plasma membrane; fungal-type vacuole. The transcript has 8 exons. The coding region runs from base 1 to 1782 and encodes 593 amino acids. Gene Ontology annotation, molecular function: tripeptide transmembrane transporter activity; dipeptide transmembrane transporter activity. Gene Ontology annotation, biological process: transmembrane transport; oligopeptide transport. The record is from RefSeq and is a predicted model, not a curated record.